CUGAAACCCUUUCUUCAGUAGUACCGUUGCACGGACCUUUGUCACAUUUUUUCGGAACUCUUAUUUAAUAGACAAAUUAUAAAUUAAAAUCAAACAAACAAACUUGUCAUACAAAUGGACAGCGUUGGCGAGGAUUGCAACGAGCUGAAGCAGCAGUACGACGCUUGUUUCAACAGCUGGUUUUCGGAGCGGUUCCUGAAAGGUCAAACGGAUGACUCAGCUUGUGUGCCGAUUUUCCGGGUGUAUCAGGAGUGCGUCAAGCGCGCUAUUAGGGACAAGAAGAUCAAUUUGCGGGAGAUAGACCCAAUCUUUGAAACGAGUUCCGACGAGGACAAUGCCAACAGUUCCGAUGGACAGAAGCAGCAGAAGGGCAACAGUUGACCUCACGACCCUCUUCACAAGAACCAAGGAAAUAGGCAGCUAAAGCAUCAGUUCCAGACCAUCUAUAAGGAAUAUAACCCAGAGAAUCCUCGCCAGCGUGCAAUUGCUUAAAAGCCACGUAAACUGAACAAGUUCGUAGCAUUUUAAUAGUUAACAAUACAAUGGCCAUGAACAACUGAUUAUACAAUAACAAAAACUGCCUUAA
Molecule: messenger RNA, 586 nt
Organism: Drosophila suzukii
Lineage: Eukaryota; Metazoa; Arthropoda; Insecta; Diptera; Drosophilidae
Product: TP53-regulated inhibitor of apoptosis 1
Biological process (GO): phospholipid translocation
Cellular component (GO): cytosol; mitochondrial intermembrane space; nucleus
Molecular function (GO): phosphatidic acid transfer activity
Source: RefSeq, a predicted model, not a curated record